AUGAAAAACGGCAUAAUGCUUAAAAAUUAGUUAUCAUUAUCAAGAAUGAAAAACCUAUUACUACAUUUAGAUGAAUUGUAAGAAUAAUAUUUAGUUACAAUGGAAUAGACUUAAAUAUAAAUAUCUAAUAUAAACAGUAAUUCAGAUUGUAAAAUAAAUAUCACUUAGAUUUACUCAUCCAAUAAACCUUUUGAAUUAUUAGAACCUUUAUAAAACUAUUUAAUUGAGAUAAAAAAUGCAAAGAAUCCUAUUUAUAUGAAAUUGAAUUAAAAAAUAAAAUAACUAAUUUUUAGCUUGAAUAAAGCAAAAUCAUUAUAAUAACAAAUCAAACAAUAGUUGGAGAUACUAUCUAAUCUUAUAAAAAAUCUAAAGUACAAAAAGGAAUGUCAAAUUUUAAUUACUUCUUUUUCUUUGAUUUUAAAAAAACGAUAAAAAUUUUAGCUUAAAUUAUUAUAAAAGAAUAAUUAACUCUCAGAAAACUUAAAUAAUUUGUCUUAACUUGUAAUAAAUUAAGAAACUAAUACAGACAAAUUAAAAUAAUAUUUUGAGUUAUAAACAUUACAAGACAUUUUAGAUAAAAAAAUAAGACUUAAUAACUCUAAUAAGAAUCUAGAUAUAAAAUCAGAAUGUCAAACUAUUAAAGUAAAGGAAGAAGAUUAAAAUUUAAGAUUUACUGCAGAUAAUCACAAACAUUUAUAAUUCUUUUACAAUUAAUCCUAAAUGUAUUACAAUUAUUUCAAUUAUUCUAUAUAUCAACAAUAUUACUACUUUAAUUAACUAAAAUAAGCUGAAUGUAGUAUUUUGAAUCCCUAAUUACUUUAUCAAUAUUAGCCUUUUAUUAACAACAUGUAUCUUUAAUUGUAAUAAAAUCCUUAAUAAUAAAAAUGA
Paramecium pentaurelia is the source of this 888-nucleotide messenger RNA. The record is from the annotation of a GenBank genome assembly. NCBI's taxonomy places the organism in Eukaryota, Ciliophora, Oligohymenophorea, Peniculida, Parameciidae.